Molecule: messenger RNA, 2802 nt
Organism: Entamoeba dispar SAW760
Lineage: Eukaryota; Evosea; Mastigamoebida; Endamoebidae
Exons: 2
Coding region: 1-2802 (933 amino acids)
Source: RefSeq, a predicted model, not a curated record
AUGUUAAUUAUUUGUAUUAAUGCUGAUGAAUAUGACUGUAUUCCAAAAGGAUAUAAUUUUGAAGAUGGAUUUGAAAAUGGAAAAGAUAAACAAUGUGAAUCACGCACAAACGAUUAUUCAUAUUAUUUUAACAAGGCUUUCAAAUACUCUGGUUUAGCUUUUAAAUGUAACCGAACAUAUCUUGAUGGUAAGUUCACAAUGACAAGUUCAUAUGAUUACUGGAAUGCAAAUGUUAUUGAAGUUAUGGAUAAUUCUCAAAUUAAUUUAAAUGGAAGAUUUCAUACAUAUAAUGAAUUUAUCUUUAGAAAAAAAUCUACAGUAGAUUGGAUUGGUCAUGUUUCAUUUAAACAUUUAAUUACAUUUGAAACAACACCAUCAUUAAAUCAACCCCAAUUAAUUAUUUGGAAAAGUGAUUAUAUUCAUCUUUAUAAAGAUAAAGAAUUUAUAAACAAAUUUAUAAUUAAUAAUCCAGUUAAUAAUAAACAAUGUUUUGAUGUGAUGUCAUUUAAUAAUAACGGUUCAUUUGAAAUUAAUAAAAACCCAAAUGAUCAUUAUUUACCAGAAGAUUUUAAGAAUGGACUUGAUAUGCCAGAUGGUAAGGCAUAUUUAAUAUCAAACAAUAGAUUAAUGAGAUUUUGUCCAAAUGGAACUGAUUUAGAUACAAGUGUUACUUGUACAAUAAAUGGUAUUAAUUAUAAAUCAUCAUAUUCAGGAAAUGAUAAUCAACUAUUCAAUUAUCCACAUUGUCCAUGUGAUGAUAAUGGUGAAACUGAAUGUAUUCUUAAUAUUCAACAAAAUUUAAACACAGUAGAUUUUAAUAAUAAUAAUAUUAAAUAUACAACUCUUAAUAUUGAUCAUGAUAUUAUAUUAUAUAAUUUUAUUUCAGCUAAACAAAUUAAUGUUAAUGAUGAUAUUACAUUAUUAAUAGCAUCUAUUUCAUCAAUCAAAGAGUAUACUCAAAAGAUACAAUUUAAUAACUUUGAAAUUACAAAUAAUAGAGAAAAGAAUGUUAUGACACAAUUCAAAUACAAUUCAACUACAAAUACAUUGGAAAUAAAUGGAAAUAAUGAACUAAAACAUUCAUUAAAUCCAUCAAAUAAACCAUUAACUUUAAUUAUAAAUGGUAUUCUCACAUGUAAUUCUUUUGUUAAUAAUUCUGUUUAUUAUUUCACUAAUUCUUCUUCAUCAACACCAUUAAUAAAUAUUAAUAAUACUAAUGGUAAUAAUAAUAUAAUGAUAUUUGAUGAAACAGUAACAUUAAAUGGUCAAUUAUCAAAUUGUAUUGUUUUAACUGGUAAAUCAAAUGAACAAUUUAAAUGUAUCCAAUGUAAAAAAGGAUAUUACUUAAAUUCAAAACAAGAAUGUCAAUAUGAUUCACAUUGUAAUAAAAUAAAUAAACAAAGUCAUUGUAUUGAAUGUGAAUAUGGAUAUUAUUUAAAUUCAAAUAAAGAAUGUCAAUUAUUACCAGAUAAUUGUAUUGUAGGAUAUAAAACAUAUUGUUAUCAAUGUAAAGAAGGAUUUAUUAAAGAAAAUGGAGAAUGUAAAGAAAUUGAUAAUAAAUGUAAUAAAUCAGAAAGAAAUUAUUGUUUAAAAUGUUCAAAUGGAUAUAAAAUACAAAAUAAUCAAUGUAAUGGAGAUAAUGAAGAUCAAUGUUAUUAUGAAGGAAAUGAAUGUGUAUCAUGUUCAAAUGGAUAUACAUUAAACAAUAAAAAAUGUUUAAAUAAAGAAAAGAACCAAAAUGGAAAGAAUGAAGAAAUAUAUUGUGAAAAUGGAAAAUACAUCAAUAAUAAUAAAUGUAUAGAAUGUUCAAAAUCAGAAAUAUGUCAAACAAAUGAUAUUGAAAUAAAAUGUAAAUAUGAAGAAUAUUUAGAUAAUAAUAAAUGUAUAAAUAAAACAUGUGAAGAAGAUAUGAUAAAAGAUCAAAAUGGAAAAUGUAAUAAUAAUAAUAUUCAAAAUUGUUUAAAUAAAUCAUAUGUUAAUGGAAAAUGUGUUGAAUGUUUAAAUACAUAUUCACCUAAUUUGAAGGGAGAAUGUAUUAAUACAAAAAUAGAAUAUUGUGAAGAACAAAAUACAUAUGGAUGUAAAAGAUGUAAAGAAGGAUAUUAUUUAACAAAAGAUAAGAAAUGUUUAAAAUGUGAUAGUAAUUGUGAAACAUGUUAUGAAACACCUACAUAUUGUAUGAGUUGUUCUAAUGAUAAAUAUUUAAGAAAUGAUAAAACAUGUCAAUCAAAUGAAGAAUUAAAUGGAACAUGUUUACAAAUAUUGCAAGAUGGAAGUGGAUGUGGAAUAUGUAAUAAAGGAUAUUAUAGAAAUGGAAAAGGAUGUUCAAAAUGUGAAAAAGAAUGUUUAACAUGUAAUCAAAAAGAUAAAUGUAUAAUAUGUGGAGAAGGAUAUUUUAUGAGUUCAACAGGAAUAUGUAAAUCAACAACAACAAUUAAAGGAUGUAAAGGAGAAAUAGAUAAAGAAUAUGGAUGUAGAGAAUGUUUAACAGGAUAUUAUUUAAUAAAUAAAGAAUGUUCAAAAUGUGGAAAUAAAUGUAUAACAUGUUUAAAUGAGAAAGAAUGUAAUACAUGUGAAGAUGAAUAUAUAAUAAUAAAUAAAGAAUGUAUUCAUUAUUCAAAUAUUAAUAAAUGUAAAGAAACAAAAAAUAAUAAAUGUUCAAAAUGUUCAUUUUGGUAUGGAAUCAAUGAAGAAGGAACAAAAUGUAAUAAAGAAAUUAAAAGAAAGAACAAGAGAAAACAACAACAAUAUUUAAAAUUUCACAAUCAAAUAUCAAAUUUAUAUCACUUGGAGAUGGAAUAA